Molecule: messenger RNA, 548 nt
Organism: Wallemia mellicola CBS 633.66
Lineage: Eukaryota; Fungi; Basidiomycota; Wallemiomycetes; Wallemiales; Wallemiaceae
Product: 40S ribosomal protein S20
Exons: 3
Coding region: 44-406 (120 amino acids)
Biological process (GO): translation
Cellular component (GO): ribosome; cytosolic small ribosomal subunit
Molecular function (GO): RNA binding; structural constituent of ribosome
Source: RefSeq, a predicted model, not a curated record
UCAUCGCCUUUGUCACCUUCUGACUCUCCAGUAAGCAGCAAAGAUGAGUUACGUCGCAAAGGACCAAAAGGAAGUCGAACAAGCACCAGUUGCUCAAACCCACAAGAUCCGUAUCACCUUGACCUCACGCAACGUUAAGGCUAUUGAGAAGUUCUCUGCAGACCUCAUUAACCGCGCUAAGGACAAGGAUUUGCGUGUCAAGGGUCCAGUCCGUCUUCCAACCCGUGUCCUCAAGAUCACCACCCGUAAGGCUCCAAACGGUGAAGGUUCAAAGACUUGGGACAGAUACGAACUCAAGAUCCACAAGCGUUUGAUCGAUCUCACUGCUACCUCUGACAUCGUUAGACAAAUCACUUCUAUCUCCCUCGAACCAGGUGUAGAUGUCGAAGUCACCAUCGCAGCUUAAGCGCUUGUUAUCUUGUAGAAACUGCAUAAAUAAUUGUUUUAUGCUUAUUUUUUAUUUUUAUUUCUUAUCUCUCCUCUUUCAUUACUACCAUCUCUUCUAUAUCUCGAACGACUAAUGAUUGAUGGAGAUGUGAUAGCUAAGC